Molecule: messenger RNA, 807 nt
Organism: Suillus bovinus
Lineage: Eukaryota; Fungi; Basidiomycota; Agaricomycetes; Boletales; Suillaceae
Exons: 3
Coding region: 246-698 (150 amino acids)
Source: RefSeq, a predicted model, not a curated record
GUUUUGUCUUACCUUUUGACUCCGGAUUCCUGUAGUGAGUCCGUGUUGCUAACAUGCAAAGACAAACCUUUCAAAUGUCGAAGCUUGACAUCCUGCAAACACAUGCAGACUCAGCUUGCCAGUAUAGUAGUUGCCAAUGCUGAUAACUUUGAAUUCGAGAACAUCACGGUAAGGCAGUUUUAUAUAAUGGAAACGUGUUGUAGGAAACAUAUUGUACAAGUUGAACACCAAUCCAGCGUAAAAGGAUGAAAACAUGUGGUAAUACAAGGUUGAAAACUAGACUGAUGAAGAACAUGGAAAUUUGCAUGGGACAUACAAGUAGGAACAAGAUCUAUGAUGUGAUCCUUCCUCUCUUCUUUCUCAUUCCAGCUUUACCCACAUUGACAUUCUCCUCAGCAGCACGCUUGAGGAAGUUGCGGUGCCAUGAACGGUACCGAUUGAAUCCCGUCUGCUUCACAGCUGCCCGUAGUUCUUUGGUGCAUUUAUCCCAGUUGAGGACCUCGCUUGGUGGGGACCAAUUCUUCACAAUCUGGAGUGCGUCGAGUAGUGUAUCAUCAUCCUCGUGCUCAGCCUGUAAGUGCUCAACAACUGCAUCGCGGAUUCUCUCGAGCGUGCAUUGGAACAUAAGUUGCACUUUCUCCAGCCCCCCCUCGUCUUUGUUGGGAUGGAGUACAGCGCUCGCGAAAUACCUAGGAUGACGAGACCUUAAGUUCAACGGUCUCUUAGGAGGGCGUAUCCAUGUAGAGAUGGUGACUGUUGCAGGAUGGAACCAUGUGUCGUCGUUGAACGGUUCAGCAAUGUUAGUAC